AUGAACGCCAGGUCGGAUCAUAGUACUGUUCAUCAAAGAACGCAGCUGUUUGGACCAGAAUUUAGCAAACCUGUUGAAAGGUCCAGAUCACCGUUUAACAAUGGUAGCCAUCAGAACAACAGCAAUAACAAUAUUAAUGGGUCACUUGACUAUUCACAGUCGAUGCUAGCACAAUUAGAAUCUCAAAGUGAUGCGGAGGUCGGUAUUAUGAGUGAGAAACUCAAGGCAUUAAAAAACUUAUCUCUAAGGAUGGGAGAAGAGAUUCGUGGCAGUAGCCAUACGCUAGAUGAAUUAGGAAACACUUUUGAGCAGGGAUCUGUUAAGCUGAAGCGUACAUUCAAUAAGAUGAUGAUAAUGGCAAAAAAAUCUAAGAUUAGCAUUAAAACUUGGUUACUGAUUUUUUUUUCAGUAGGUGUUUUAUUCUUCUAUGUGUGGAUUCGAUAA
Eremothecium cymbalariae DBVPG#7215 is the source of this 444-nucleotide messenger RNA. It is a transcript of the gene BET1, whose product is annotated as Bet1p. Lineage: Eukaryota; Fungi; Ascomycota; Saccharomycetes; Saccharomycetales; Saccharomycetaceae. Bases 1 to 444 code for a protein of 147 amino acids. Gene Ontology annotation, biological process: endoplasmic reticulum to Golgi vesicle-mediated transport. The record is from RefSeq and is a predicted model, not a curated record. The transcript has a single exon.